GUUUUUGGAGCCAGUCAAAACUUCAAGGCAUAAACAUGGAUUUGUUAGGGUCGAUUCUGGGAUCAAUGCAGAAACCACCUACAAUGGGUGACGCCGAGAAAAAGAAAGCAAAAGAACAGAAGGCUAGAAUAGAAAAACAUCAACAAGCAGAAAAAAAGAAAUUGGAUGAUUUCAGGGAAAAGAUCAGGAAGAGGAUUCAUGAGUUUGUGAAAGAUGGAAGCAAACAGAAACACAGUUUUGAACCUAUGGACAAAGGUUUCCGAGCCAUAGUACAUGAGAUAGCAGAUGUGGCUGGAAUGACGUCAUUCUCGUUUGGUCUGGAGGAAGAAGAUCGUUACGUCAUGCUGUGGAAAAAGGAAUUUGCCCCUUCUGACGAGGAGCUUGCUGCCUAUAGAAAAGGAGAAGACUGGGACCCUGACAAAGCUAAGGAAAUAGCCAAAAAAAAGGAGAUGGAGAAACUGUCGGAGGAAGCAGAAUCCAGAAUAAAACAACCAAAGAUAAUGCCCGCGUCAAACUACCAGGAUAAGUAUCGCCAUCUGAUUGGUGAUGAGGCUGCAAAGGAAGCUGCCAGAACAACGACAGCAAACAAGGCGUACGGAUUUGUGCCAAGUGAAAACAAGAAAGACCAUCGGACAAUAGAACAGGUUUUGGCUGACACACGGGCAAAGAAAAAACAAAAAACAGACGUAGGGCAAGAUGUUGCAUCAGGCAACCCGUCAGACGACAUUACGACAGCGGCCACAAAUGAUACAGACUCUGUAAAUCCUGAUGUGUUAUGACCAAAAUGGCGCUAGAAAUUCAAAAUUGUACAAUACAAAUUAAUAUGUAUUGUCUGUGGAGUUUUCAGCCCACUAGAGUGGUAAAUUGUAGGAGUAAUGAUUUUGAUAAAGAAAACAAAGGGGCAUAACUCUACAAGUACAAAACACGUAACUGGCUUCAAGAUCUUCACUGCGGUAUAUAAUACCAAAGUGAUGCGUAGAUGAAAUGUAUACUUUAAUUCACCUUUAUAGAAAUCCUUAAAAAAAUAUUCUUCGAGAAGUUCUUCGGAUGACAGGAAUUUAAAUUUUCUUGAUGAGAUGGCAUGGUACUCCUUAAAAUGUAAAUAAAAACAAUUAAUCUCAUUCUUACUGCCUCUGUAAACUUGAAAAUGAUACAAAAUGUAUUUCAUUUUUCAAUUGAAAGGAACAGUACAAAAGAACAAUUAAGAAAACAAUAAUUAUUACAAUAGCCAAUUGUUUUGACUGCAUUUUAUCAAUUUUCAUUCAUUUUGUUUUAAAUACAUAUUCAAUUUUUUUUAAUGAAAUAGAAAAUGAAUAUUGUUCAUUUUAGGUCGUUGAUUUUUUUGUGAUUUUCCAUUGAGAUAGGAAUAGAUACAGAAAUUGAAAAAAUGUAUUUGUUUAUAAUAGAUAAUGCAGUUUUUGUAAACUCUGUAUUUACUCGGUAUUCAAUGGAAAAGCUGGAAGUUUGGCAAGUGAACAUAAUUUCAAAUUGAUUUUUAUUUAAUUUCUUUUGAAGUAGCUCUUACCAAUUCUCAAAAUCCACCAAAGUUUUAUGUUUUUACCACAAAUUUGAUCAUAGUAAGUAAGUUAAAUAUAUUAAUUUCUGAUUUGUAUACUUUUGAUCGAUCAUCUUAUAUACCCUAAUCCACAUUACAUAUAUGUAUAUGUACUUUCUGAAAAACCGUUACAUAUUCAAAAAAAUAAAAAUUAAGUAAUGUAUAAUGAUGGUAUGUAUUAUAAUCAGAUUCAAUUUCUGAAGUUGGUACGGAUGCUGAUGGUAUUGAAAGUAACACGUUGGUUUCACUUUUACUCUGUUGUAGCCGUGAGAGAGUUAAGAGUUGAAUAUACUGGGUUCUGCAAUGUGAAUCUCGCUGACUUAAUACUGUCCAGUCCGAUAAUAAAUUCAGCCAUCACUGAAUUAGGCUGUCCAGACUCUUGAAAACAUGUUUUUUUCGCGGGGGGGGUUAAUUUCGCGAUUUUCAAAUGUAAACCAUACACGUGUGGGUAAUUUUCACACCCGAUCUACCUUUUUGUAGUUUGAGAUUACCAAAUUGAUAUCAAGAUAAUAUGCAUGAUUGGAAUUUUAGGGAUCGAAAGGUUUCCGCGUAAUUAGCAUAGAUUUCCCCCUCACGUCAAUUUCUGUGUUUACAGUAAAUCAAACCAGUGAUAUUUCUGAGGGUCGGGAUUGGUGAUAUACAGUCAAACCUCAUAAUUUCAAAGUCAGUGUGCUACAAAGAAACUUUGAGAUAUGUUGUGUAUUCGAGGUAGAAUGUUAUUGUCGGAACCGAAUUUUCACUAAAGUUAAGUAGUUGUUGAGUUAUCAUAGUUCAAGAUAAGUUUAACUUUGAAUGUAUUUCCUUAAUUUGUUCAUAUUAUCUGUCUCAAAAAACAGACAUUUUUGUUCAAAAUACAAAGUAGCCUGAUUUUACACCACAUCUGUAUUUGUAUAACAUUCGAAAUAUAUUUGAUCCAAGAUUUAUUUGGUUUGAGAAUAUAUUUUAGAUAUAUACUGCAGUGGAAUUAAAAAAAAAGACUCAAUAUGAAAUUUUCAUUAUCCAUAUCCUUAAUUGUUAUGUUUGUAACUUUUUUUUAUAAAUAAAGAAAAUGAAAGAAAA
Pecten maximus is the source of this 2614-nucleotide messenger RNA. RefSeq names its product sperm-associated antigen 7 homolog. The transcript has 7 exons. Gene Ontology annotation, molecular function: nucleic acid binding. The record is from RefSeq and is a predicted model, not a curated record. Bases 36 to 779 code for a protein of 247 amino acids. Lineage: Eukaryota; Metazoa; Mollusca; Bivalvia; Pectinida; Pectinidae.